CCUGUUGAAAAGAGGGGCGUUACCACUACCCUAUAUCUGGGGAAAGUCCCCUUUACAUGUGUCAUAAACAUGAUGAAGGUAGUGUUCCUGUGUAAAGGAACCAGAGGAGAUGUGCUUCCUUUGCUGUCCAUUGCAAUAGCAUAUAAGCAUGAACAUAUUGCCGAUGACGUGGUAGUUGUGUGUACAGCGUCUUCCAUAGCCGGUGUGGAAGAAUCGUUAGCUCAGGAGGGAAUUCAAAUUAUAUCGUCUCUGCCCAAGGUGGUGGUAUCAACAGAUGCUGCAAAGUUGCAACUGUUGAAGCAUGAAGCAAGUAUUUGUUACCAGGCAUGCAUCAGUGCAAAGUUAGUGGUCUUCAAUCUGUUCUCAUUGGAAGGCUAUUUCAUUGCUCAAGAACUAAGCAUACCGUGCAUAGCAACCUCUCCUUUCCUGCUCAACAGAACUCCACCAACUGGAUUCAAAGAGAAGCUAUCUCAAGAAUUGCCUGACUUAUUUCAAGCUCUCACAUCAUCGUAUACCAGUGGUGAGGUGGUGUCCUAUGCAGAGGUUGAUCACUGGAUGUGGAGGCUGUUUCUUGAUGACUAUGGCUCUGUGUGCGACCACCUAGGUCUCUCCUCCACUACUCCACUCUCUGAUGUUUCACUCCCUCCCUCCACCACCCUGCUGUAUGGGAUCAGCUCAAUACUGUCCCCAAGGCAGCCCUACUGGCCCAAAAGUGUGCAUCUGUGUGGCUACUGGUACCCUCCUCUUGUCCUCCAAGGCUCACCUCCGGCAGGGCUGUCUACUAUGGUAGAGCAGUUUACUAAACCCCUUGUCUAUAUUGGCUUUGGAUCUAUGGAGGGUUUCAUGUUGGACGUGAACUGGGCUACACUAUUUACUGUGCUUAAUACAGCACUUAAAGAAGUGAAUAUGGAGGGAAUUUUUCAGUGCAAAGAAAAUGGACGAAUACAAAAAACAUUUGAUAAACUAUCAAAUGAACUACACAAUUUGAGACUUUGGAGUUUGGUUGCACCGCAUCAGUGGCUGUUUCAGAAGUGUGCGGCCAUCUUGCAUCACGGUGGUUCUGGUACUGUAGCUACUUCUCUGCUAGCCAAGAGACCUCAACUCAUCUGUCCUGUUAUGUUUGAUCAAGAACAUUGGGCGGAGAUUGUAGUAUGGAAAAAUCUCGGAGUUCGAUUGAGCCCGGCAAACAAUUUGACUGUGGAAGAAUUGAGAACAAAAUUGACACUUAUAACAAAUACAGAAAUGAAUGACAGUAUAGAUUGUGUGUAUACAGAAAUUGUAAAGGAAAACGGCGUUAAAAAUGCAUUAAUUGAAAUUGAUAAGAUUUUGCACAAAUGA
Molecule: messenger RNA, 1338 nt
Organism: Halichondria panicea
Lineage: Eukaryota; Metazoa; Porifera; Demospongiae; Suberitida; Halichondriidae
Exons: 6
Coding region: 70-1338 (422 amino acids)
Molecular function (GO): UDP-glycosyltransferase activity
Source: RefSeq, a predicted model, not a curated record